UAUUUGAUUAAAAUCUUUUACAGCUUUAGUGAUUUAUGCAUUUUUUAUGCCAACAGUCGUUUGGCCACCACCGUUGAAAUGACACCCGAAAUGAUUAAGUCCACCGUUCAUGAUAUGGAAGUAUUUCUAAAGGAUACACAUUUACAAAUAAAACAUAAACUUGAUAAUGGUUUUCAUGUUUCCGUUGAAAAAGUUGUCAAAGAUUUGGAAGAUGUGGAUGUUUUGUUGGGCGAACCCAUUCAAGCGGAAAUUUCAGCUCAUACUGGCAUUGAGUUGGCCUAUGAUUCUUUGGCAACAUUAAGCUUGGUGAAUGCGGAACUUAUCUAUCGUGUACUCAUGCUGCAGGAGACUGUGGGGCGUGCUUUGAAAUUGGCACAGGAGGCUGCUGCUCGCAUGGAAGAGCUGCAAAUACAAUUGUCCGUGUUGCAACGUCAGUGCACGUAUCGUGAUCGUCCCCUGUGUGAUACCUUACGUAUAAGGAGUUUUGAGGAGAAUGGUAUUAUUGAUGCUUUGAAAACGUUACAAGAAGAUCAAGCAAUAUUUCGAAUGCGUUAUUUGGGUGAAAUUGAAAUGGGUGCAACUGUUAAGAAUUUAUCAUCCGAAGUGGGAUUGUCACGUUCAAUAUUUAGCAAUUUUCCUCAACAAGUUAAAACGGAUACAGCGUAUGAAAGAAAUUCGAAAUCAACUAAACAAAAACUCUUUAGAGGAUGUGAAAAAAAUGAAGCAUCGUACAAUGUCUUUCAAUUGGAUGCAUUCGUUAAUACAACAGCUAUUUCCGAUAUAAAACAAUUCCCAAAAGUCACUCAGGCCAUUGAUGCCAUCGAUGUAUCAGAACGUACAUUAUUGUCGUUGACACAAACAAUACAAACCAUAUUGGAGAAUAUGUUACAAAUGUCAUCGUUUAAUUUAACCAUAUACCGUACGACAAUAGGAGCACCCACACCCGAAAAAGAUUUGGCUACUUUUAUUGAUCAAAUGCAAAGAGUCGCAUUGCAGAUACAAGACGUGGCAACCUCAUCACGUAUGACUACGCUAGGUAGUCGUUCUAAACGUUUGCAGGCCUCAAUACUACAACCUCUUGAACAGUUACAAAAUGAAAUACUCUACCAUUUGACAGCGUUGGAAUUGCAGCGAGAUCCCUGGGCUAAACAAGUUAAUCAGACCUUAAAUCAUUUACGCAAUAUACAGGAGUAUUUGGAAAAGAUGGCUGGAGAGAUAUGUCAAAAUCAAACACGUAUUUAUACUGAAAGACUGAAAACCUAUUUAAGCAACGAUAAGGCCACCAUGUCUUCUCAACUGGGUGAAACUACGGCCAGAUGUCGUCCCUUCUUUGAUAUAUUCGAUGCAAAUCGCAUAUUUCUUUGUCGAAAUAUGAUAGAUUUCGUUAAUGCUUUAUGGUUUUUCACUUUUCUUACGCUUCUUCUGUGGUCCAUAGCUACGCCGGUGGGUUUAAAUCUUAUUUCGUUGCAUAGGAAAAUAAAUGGUUUACGCAAAGCUAAGUUACGUGCUGCCGAAAGAGCCACCGAGAGAGGUGAUUCAUUUAGUCGUGGACGUAGAAGAGAUCGUGGUCGUAGUACUUCGCGUGAUAGAGAACGUAGUACCAGUAGUACGGGUAGACCCAGACCAACUUUACAACGAACUGCCACCGAGGAGACCUUAGAUAUAGAAAAUUUAAACGAUGAACCAUCACAGCGCUCUCAAAUGGGACGCGAAAGAGAACGUGAGCGAGAACGUUCCCGUGAACGAGAGCGUGAACGUGAACGAUCUAGAGAGAGGGAACGUGAGAGACAGAGCAGAAGUCGUGAAGUAUCACAGGAUAAAUUAGGAGGACGUAGAGGUGGACAAAUCCGUCGUCAAGGUACCGAAGAAGAAAGUUUAGACUCAGGUCCCAGCCGAGGAACAUCCUAUGAAAGAGAAGAAAGUCAAUCACGUGUUAGAAGUGGUAGCAGUGCCCCUCAAAGACAGUCGAGACCGCAGCAGUCUCAGCCACAGCGUUCAAGAUUUCAACAGCCACCACCUUUACGUCGCCAAGGCACCGAGGAAUUUGCCUUAGAUGAUGAUGAAACUUGGCAAUCACCUGCGCAAACUAACCGUGAACGUGGUCAACCUCGUCGAGGUGAAGCACAACGUAACAAACGUUCGAUAACUCCAGUACUGACAGUGCGACCAGAUGCUCAGCCAGCCCAACCAAAACCCCGAACACCUACUCGUCUAAAGAGUCGUGUUUCACUGACCAGUCGUGCAGUAAGAAAUAUUGUUGAGAAUCGUGACGGUCGCAAUAGGGGAUUGCAACGCCAGAAUACAGAAGAUUUUGAAUUGGACGAUGAUGAUAACAGUUAUGGCACUUCUAGAAGUACAUCACAGGCCGUGCAAGCGGCUCGUCGUACACCACCACGUUCGGCACCACCGCCACCACCUCCACCCUCAAACAGAUUCAAAGCGAGUAGUGUACGCAGUGUCCGUUGGCAUGCCGGUGACGAGGAAAUGGUAUUCGAAGAUUGUGAUUCGGCCAAUCCCAUGUAUAUGAGUCAUGAUCUCAACGAUUAGAAAAGGAGUAAAAUGGAAAAAUAAUAAAAUUUUAAGAGUUUAGCAAUGUAUUCGUCACUUUUAUAAUAUUUUUGAAAGAUGAACGAUUUUACCACAAAAUUUCGUUUAUUGUUUUUGUAAUACUCUUUAUACUGGACUUUAUAAUGUAUAAUUGUUGUUUUUUUUUUUUUAAUUUUCAUUUUGAGUUUUUAUAACCAAUAAAAAAUCUAUUUAAUAAUUUUAAUAAAAUAUAAGUUA
Lucilia cuprina (Australian sheep blowfly) is the source of this 2784-nucleotide messenger RNA. RefSeq lists its product as uncharacterized. The record is from RefSeq and is a predicted model, not a curated record. The annotation marks the transcript as partial. Gene Ontology annotation, cellular component: membrane. The transcript has 14 exons. Lineage: Eukaryota; Metazoa; Arthropoda; Insecta; Diptera; Calliphoridae.